Molecule: messenger RNA, 586 nt
Organism: Cebus imitator (Panamanian white-faced capuchin)
Lineage: Eukaryota; Metazoa; Chordata; Mammalia; Primates; Cebidae
Product: 60S ribosomal protein L27-like
Exons: 1
Coding region: 164-547 (127 amino acids)
Biological process (GO): translation
Cellular component (GO): ribosome; cytosolic large ribosomal subunit
Molecular function (GO): structural constituent of ribosome
Source: RefSeq, a predicted model, not a curated record
GGAAAUGGCAAGAAUUUUUAUCAAACUUUAGCUGGAGUGGGAGAAGGGACUGUCAGCCAGAAUCCUGCCAGUUUGGGGAAGAGUUGGUCAAAGAGAUUCUUGAAAGAGGGUGGAGUCCUUUUUGUUGUAGGCCCGAGUAGCUGCUGCCAAAACGGGCAAGUUCAUGAAACUGGGGAAGGUGGUGCUUGUUCUGGCUGGAUGCUACUCUGGACGCAAAGCCAUCAUUGCGAAAAACAUUGAUGAUGGCACCUCAGAUCACCCCUACACCCAUGCUCUGGUGGCUGGAAUUGACCACAAUCCCCGCAAAGUGACAGCUGCCAUGGGCAAGAAGAAGAUUGCCAAGAGGUCAAAGAUCAAGUCUUUUCUGAAAGUUUAUAACUACAAUCAUCUGAUGCCCACAAGGUACUCUGUGGAUAUCCCCUUGGACAGAACUGUCAGCAAUAAGAAUGUCUUCAGAGAUCCUGCUCUUAAACCCAAGGCCUGGCAGGAGGCCGAGGUCAAGUUUGAAGAGCUAUACCAGAUAGGCAAGAACAAGUGGUUCUUCUAGAAGCUGAGCUUUUAGAUGCUUUGUUUUGGUCAUUAAAAA